Molecule: messenger RNA, 3843 nt
Organism: Pungitius pungitius (ninespine stickleback)
Lineage: Eukaryota; Metazoa; Chordata; Actinopteri; Perciformes; Gasterosteidae
Product: multiple epidermal growth factor-like domains protein 9
Exons: 6
Coding region: 772-2571 (599 amino acids)
Biological process (GO): animal organ morphogenesis; tissue development
Source: RefSeq, a predicted model, not a curated record
AUAUAUCUCACUUUGCGGGUAGAAGCAAAAAGCAAACUGGGGUUAUUUGAAACCUGUACUAUUAAAGUUUACAAAAUUAUAAUAUUAAUAUAGCUAGCUUAUGUUUUGAACAGGUAUGCUACACCCCAAGCCCUGGAUCUGCUUUACACUUUGACAUUUUAAAACAAACUAUUUGCAAAAAACUUCUAUAUACCUAUAUCUCCAAGACCAAAAAUACAAAAGAGCUGUUUGUAUGACUGUUGUUAAUUAGUAAGAGUGUAGAGUCUAAACUCCAUACUCUUAUCUAUUUCAUAUAAGACAUUCAAUACUAAAAGCCUGUGUGUGUGCGAUUUUCUAAUCUAUGCUAUUGAAAUACCACACUGUAUUAUCAAAACAUCUGCACCCAGAAUGCACCUGUGUAAACACCUGGAACCUGUUAGAUCCCAGAUAAAUCUGAGCUGACGUAAAUUACUCUAAUUAUAUACUCGGCACUAUAUAAUGUGAUGUGCAGAUAAUGUGUUGUAGGCUACAUGCGCUCCCAGACAAAGAUCACGCAGUCCUCACUGAACGAACGGGCAGCCGAUGGUUCCAGGCCUCCCAUUGGCUUAGCAGUACGUCACUCUCCUGCGAUUUACGGUAGGUUGCAGAGCAGGGGAAGUGUUGACUGUGGUUCAUAGGGCAGCACACAGCAGCGUACGCCGCCGGCGACAUCAAUGGUGGAGUACGCGUCCAUUGAGGGAGAGGUCUGACAGAGACCGCUGCUGGGGGUUACAUGGAGAGCUGAAAGUAAAUAUGAGGCUAACGUCCUUAAUGAUGUACACAUCCUCGGCUCUCAUAUUUAUUUUGUAUGUAUAUAUUGGAUUUUCUGAAGCGGCUCCGCGCAUCAGUCCUUACGAUGCGUUGCCUGUCUCCGGGAAGCCCGGCUCAGCCUCCGACGCCCGGGAGACCUUCCACGCCGACACGCCUCGCACAUUCCGCGAACCCGCUCCCGGGCCUCUAACCGACCUCACACCGCCGCCUGCUAUUGUUUCCCCCGGCCCGAGCACCACCACCACUAGCCCUGCGACUAAAGCUGCAACCACGGACCCGAGCGCCACCUCCGCUUUCACCACUACCGCCGCCCCCGAGCCCGGAAUUAUUGCAUCCGUCAGGGGGCAAAUAACCAGAUUAACCAGCGCCCGCAAAAGAUCCACCGAUGCACAAACGUCACUUUUCUCCCCGGAGAAAAUGCUGCAGACCAUGGGGUCCAUGGUGUCCCAGCGCACGGCCAACGACGCCUGGGCAGCAGAUCCCAUCGGCGCAUCUGUUACCUCGGUAGAGAACAGUCAAGCAGAGGCUCUUUGUAACUGCAGCAGUGGCGGUGAGGGGAUUCUGGACCCGGACGAUUGUGACCUGAGUACCGGUCAGUGUUCCUGCAUUUCGGGCUACAGCGGCCUUCAGUGUGAGGACUGUGAGGAAGAACACUUCACCAACGGCACCAGCGGCUGCCUGCCCUGCGCCUGCGACUCCUCCGGCGCAGUGAACCUCCUGUGUGACAGCUCGGGGAUAUGUGUGUGCAAGACGGGAGUGUACGGACCUAAGUGUGACGAAUGCCACCCGGGUUUCCACCACUUUAGCAGCACCGGCUGCCGGCCCUGCCAGUGUCAGAACCACACCAACUACUGCCACCCGCAGUCCGGAGUGUGUCUGAACUGUGAAGGCAACACCCAGGGAGCCAACUGUGAGGAGUGUAAGCCUGGAUUCUACCGCAGCCCCGGGGCCCCCCCGACCCAGGCCUGCGCACCGUGUCCCUGCUCCACCGCCACCUCCACCGGGCCCUGUCACAGCGAUCCCAGUGGCUCCCCAGCAUGUGACCAGUGCCUCCCCCGGUACAGCGGCCUGCUGUGUGACCAGUGCAGCGCCGGCUUCUACAAAGCAUCUGGGGUAUGUGUACCAUGUGACUGCAACGGGAACGCCGACCCUCAGGGCCCCCCCCAGGUCUGUCACCCCGACACUGGCCAGUGUCUCCGAUGCAUCAACAACACCAGCGGCCCCCAGUGCCAGCACUGUGCUCCGGGCUUCGUGGGGGACGCACAAGCCCACAACUGCACCCGCCCAACACCUCGGCUUCUGCCCACACCAGCACACACGACCACAUCGGAGACGGCCACUUUGAGUACAUUGUCCCCGCCCACGACAGCCACCACUUUGACCUCCACCACAGCCUCCAACGCCAGCACGGCGCUGAGCACUGCUGCCACCACCCAGGCGCUGUUGAGCAGCCCGAGCAGCCCCACCGACAACACCACAGCCGCCCUGACGGAGGUCUCCUGGACUCAGUUCAACAUCAUCAUUCUGGCCGUCAUCAUACUGGUGGUGCUGGUGCUGCUGGGUUUCGUCGGAGGCGUGUACACCUACCGGGAGUACCAGAACCGCAAACUCAACGCCCCCUUCUGGACCAUUGAACUGAAAGAGGACAACAUCAGCUUCAGCAGCUACCACGACAGCAUCCCCAACGCCGACGUGUCGGGCCUGCUGGAGGACGAAGCCAAUGAGGUGGCGCCCAACGGCCAGCUGGCGCUCACCACGCAGGGCAACUGCUACAAGGCUUAGCGCCCCAUCCACCCCCGAACUUUACCGCUGACACACAGCUGAUGGAAAGAACCAAAUCCAAAUCUCCUUCAUGUCUGCCUGCUUGUCGUUAUCCUGCUGGUCUGCGGCUCUUCCCAGCACAGUGCAAUCUAGCUGAUUGGAUCAAUGAUGUGGAAAAGAGAUGCAGUUUCCACUACCAACGUUUUCCCUCUUUGAUAUGAUUUUGCGUGGGAUGGAUGAUCAGUGAAAAGGGUCCAGAGAAGAACCGUGUUGGGUGGGGUUGUGGCUGCAGAGAGUGUGCACACCAGUGAGGUCAUCGACCUAAUCCCGACACUGGUUAGAGGACUUACAGGAGCCGAGCAUUUUGAGAUAUUUUUAAAAAAUGGACUCUCGACUGUUUAAGUUAUAACUGGGUCACCUGAACAGUAAUCCAAAACUGAGACAAUGAUUGUUAUUUAAUGCAUUUUUAUUCCAUUCUUAUUUAUUGGUUGACGUUGCAUUCUUGGGAGAAAUGCUGCACAUGUAUGGUGUUUUUAUUUAUGGUGUUUGAUCUUAUGUGCUGUCCAAUGGUAAUUUGAAUUGCCCAAUAUGUUUCCAUGUAUAGUUUGGUGUGUUUGGGAGAGAAUUGUAGGGGAAGAUUAAGGGGGCUGACAAAGCAUUUGAUUGACCUCAUCUUUUGUUUAUAGCUUCCUGUCUUUUGUCAAAGCGUGCCAACUCACUCACGAGUUUUUAUGAGGAGUGUUUGUUUUUGAUGCAACUGCCGUUCAAAAAAGUCACCACCUAGCACUACUGCACCGGAGUGACUCACAUAAAACACCAUAAUCACCUUGGGAUCUAAUCUUUGCGACUCAACAAAUAGUUAAAGAAAGCGUGUAUCCGGAGGCGAGUUCAAAGUGUCACAGCUGAUCCUGGACACAGGUCACAUGGUGUUUUCUGUGUUGUCUAAGCUACCAUUGGAUAGGUGCACUUCCUUUUAACAUAGAUAUGAGUGAAGCUAAUUAUAGAAACAAACUCCUCAGGUACUGGCUCUUUCCCUAAUGUGAUCACUGUAAAUAUGGUUAUUGUACAGAUGAAUGUGAAUAGUCGCACUAUUAUUGUACAGGUGGGAUACUAUGUGUACACUGCCACCCAACAAGCCCCCGCCUUUCACUCUCCAAGGUGUGAUUCUGCAGUCAGCCCACAGCUUUUGUAUUGAUUUCUUUUUCUCAGUAAACAUGUACGCAGCUGCAGGAUGUAAAUAAUACCCCCAAAUCAGAGGUCAACUCACAAAUAAAAUGGUUCCUCCCUCGCAAA